This is a messenger RNA of Torulaspora delbrueckii, 783 nucleotides long. RefSeq names its product mitochondrial 37S ribosomal protein uS7m (gene RSM7). Gene Ontology annotation, cellular component: ribosome. Gene Ontology annotation, biological process: ribosomal small subunit assembly; translation. NCBI's taxonomy places the organism in Eukaryota, Fungi, Ascomycota, Saccharomycetes, Saccharomycetales, Saccharomycetaceae. Bases 1 to 783 code for a protein of 260 amino acids. Gene Ontology annotation, molecular function: rRNA binding; structural constituent of ribosome; mRNA binding. The record is from RefSeq and is a predicted model, not a curated record. The transcript has a single exon.
AUGUUUAAGCUGGGUAGAAGCAGCCUGCAACGGCCAGUGGCCACUGUUGCUCGUAUGAGCCGUUCUAGCGGUGCUGUUGUUCCACGUAUGAUGACCAUAUCGAUGAGAUUGCAAAGUACCGAGUCAAAGCCACAGGAAUCAAAUGAAUUCAGCGACGAAAAGAUUGAUGAAUGGUUAGAAGCCAUCAAAUCGUUGAGGGCCGAGUUUUCAGAACAAGAGUUUUUACCUGAGACCUCUUUGGCACCUCCAGGCCAAACGAGAAUAGAUAUAAUAGGAGAUGUGAUGGCAGCAAGCAAAAAAUUCGAACCCACUAAGCAGCAAAUGGAAGAAUGGGAAAGAUUAAAGGAUGUUCCAAUCCCUCAGAGAAAGGAUCCCAUUUUGCAGCAUGUUACAAAUAUGGUAAUGAGACAUGGUAAGAAACAACGUGCAGAAAAGAUACUUUCGAGAGCUCUUUACUUGGUUUUUUGCCAAACGCGUCAGGAUCCAGUCGAGGUGCUCAAAAAGGCUCUAGACGAAUUAGCGCCACUCAUGAUGGUUAGAACUUUUAACACAGGUGUGGCCAAAGCUGCUGUGAUCCCUGUUCCUUUGAAUCAAAGACAAAGAAACAGAAUUGCUUGGAAGUGGAUUGUAGAAGGUGCAGACAAGAGGGCUUCAUCAGAUUUCGCCGUAAGAUUGGGAGAAGAACUAAUCUCGGUGUACAAAGGUAACAGUUCCGGUUACGACAAGAGAGAUCAAAUACACAAGACAGCCAUUGCCCACAGAUCCUACAUCAGAUUGAAAUGA